AUGGACGAUGAAGCGAUAAAUUUCAAAAUUUGCAACUUAGUUAACCAGAGAAAAGAACAAGCAAAGCACACGAGCCAACACUUCUUCAGCCAAAACGAACCACACAAGAAGAAGUUUUAUGCUAAAAUUCAUCAGGCCCACCAACCAGAUCAUCACCAAGAAGAUUACGUCUUGGCCAAGGAAAGUAUAUCAGACGAAUAUUUUGCCAUGCUUAAGCCGAAUGACAAGGGGCAGAAAAAUCCAGCCGUUAAAAAAGAUGACGCUGUAGGGGAAAGUGGCGGGGUUUCGCCCCAAGGGGAAGAAGUACCCUUGGAGGAGGGAGAACCCCUCACGGAGAACCAUGUCCAAUUAAAUGACGGUCAAGCGAUGUAUCUCCAAAAUGAUGGACCCCAAAAUUGUGACAUAGAAAGGUGCAGCUCUGCAAACUGUUCUACACUCACCUGCAAUGAACCGUGCCGGUGCGCGCAAAGCCCCAUCACGGAGAAACAGCCCUUCGGGGAAAAAGGGAAAAAAAACAAAAAGGGAACCAACGUAAAUUACAUAGUUCAUUAUAACAGGUAUAAACCGACGAGGGUACCUCCCACAUUUAACAAAGCCAAAAGUAAUAACCCCCCAGUGAUAAAAAAAAAUAAAAAUCAAUAUAUAAAUUGCAAUUUCAGAUAUUAUGUGAAGGAAAAAAAUUACUUAACACAAAGCGCAGAUGAGAAUAUAAAAUGGGAACAGAUCGAAAAAGUGGACUACAUUGUUUUUGACAAUACAACGUUAACAUGUCCUAUAUGUUUGGAGGACAAAAUAAUUUCGCCCAGAAUUACCAAAUGUAGACACAUAUUUUGUUUUUUCUGUAUUUUAAAAUAUUUCAUCGAUGAAAAAAAAAACAUGUGGAAAAAAUGUCCCAUUUGUUUUGAAAUAAUAAAUGAAAAUGACCUAAGAGCAGUCAAAUUUCACUACGUAAAAAAUUACAAAAUCAAUGACAGUAUUAAUAUGUGUCUGCUCUACACAGAGGAUAAAAAAAUCCACCUAAAAUCGGACAGACUGUAUUUCAAUAACACCUUUAAAGUAACAAAUAAAAAUUUUGUCAAAAAUAAUAAAACAAACGAUUAUAAAUACAUUCUUAAUAUAGAUUAUAUGAAUAAAAAUUUAAGUACCUUUUGUCAAAAUCACGCAAAUAAAAUUUCCAAAUUAAACCUCAAUUUGGGAAUUCAAUUUUCAAAACUUUUUUAUUUAUACAAUCCUCUCUCCAUAUGGAUAAAAGACCUCCACAUCUUUAACUUCAUUCUGACGAAUAAGAAAAUGCACUUGUUCGCGUCAGACGAGAAUGUCAUACAGAAGGCCAUAGAAAAUAUUAAGUUAAAAAUGAGUGAGUAUUUAAAUAUCCCCAUUGAAAAGGUGAAUCCUGAACUGUAUAUGGAUGAGGGGUCCUUUGACUCCUUUUACCUUUAUGACAAUUUGGCCCACGAUGUUUACGAUAGCAUUGAGCAAAUAAAAAAUGAAAUGAAGAUCGAAACGGAGCUAGCCAAGAACCAGAAAUCCCCACCACAGGAGAAAUGUCCACUCGGUUCAGAGAAGCCCACCGGUGAAGGUUCCCCGGAAGUGAAGCAUUUAAACCAGACCUACUUCUACCAGUGUAUAGAUGGGCAAUGCAUAUUCCUGGACCCCUUCAUUUUGAACUUACUUUUUUUCGAGUGUGACAACUCCAUGAACAGGAUGCCCAAGUUUCUCUGCAACAGGCAAAUCACCUACAUUGAGACCUUCGUGUUGGAUGAAAAAAUCAGAAAAAGGCACGCCAUUUUGUCCCACCUGCCGCUUGGCGUUAACGUCCUGUUCGUUUCGUUCAACAUAGAUGAUCUCCUAUCGGAAAGGACCAAAACGCAUUUUUCGAAGGAAAUAUCUGAGAGGAAGAAGAAGCACCAUUCUAUUUUGAGAAAAAAAAUGGAGGAGGAGAAAUACUUUAAACUACUAGCCGAGGAAGAAAUAGACAGGAAGGAGAAGCGCUACUGGAAUUUGCCCAGCAACACUAUAAACAUACAGAGCGACACCAUCAACAUAAGUUCCAGCAUAUUAAGGUAUCGAAACUUGUUGGACGAAGAAAAAUAUCUGCACGGGGAACUGGACGACGACUUGCUGGUAAAACAAAACGAACAUGCGUUUGUAGAGCAGCUUUUCGCAAAUGUAAAUUUGGAUGAUCAACCUGGGGAAAAUAACACAACGGGGGGGACAAAUAAUGGGCUAAAAGGGGGACCAAAAUGUGGUCCAAAAAAUGACCCCCCCGUAAAUUGGGACAACACCGAAUUGAUCAACGCAGCCGAUCCGAACGUCUGCCACAUUCCAAAGAGAAGUUUUCUUGAAAUAGCCAAACAGAAAAGCGACGCGGGUGACGUUAAAUCAGAAAUGGGGAAGAAGAAGGAAGAAAUGUUGUCCAUUGGUUCCGGAUCUGUUCACGUCAAUCUGAUUGAUUUGAUAAGCACCAAAACAGCUAAAAAGAAGAAGAGAAAAUAG
Messenger RNA from Plasmodium coatneyi, 2496 nucleotides. RefSeq lists its product as uncharacterized. Bases 1 to 2496 code for a protein of 831 amino acids. Gene Ontology annotation, molecular function: metal ion binding; transcription cis-regulatory region binding. Gene Ontology annotation, biological process: positive regulation of transcription by RNA polymerase II. The record is from RefSeq and is a predicted model, not a curated record. NCBI's taxonomy places the organism in Eukaryota, Apicomplexa, Aconoidasida, Haemosporida, Plasmodiidae. The transcript is spliced from 9 exons.